UCGGCGAUGAGGUAGUGGUGGGCAAACUAUCGAUUGCACUAUCGAUUCAUGCAAUGGCUACUUAUGUUUUGGGUUUGUUUCAUCGCCUGUGCAAGCUGCUCUACUACCGGGUGAGGCCAGUCUUCAUAUUCGAUGGAUGUACGCCUCAACUGAAAAGGGAUACGAUUGCGCGUCGUCAGCAGCAGCGCAAUAAACUUAGCAACGAAGCAGACCGCAUACAGGCUCUUCUCCUGCAGUCCCUGGCCAGGGAGAAGGUUGUGCAACAGGCGCUGGGCAAGAAUGCUGAGCUUUUGUUGAAAUCACCGGUGAAACGACCGCCGCCCAGCAAGUCCAAAAACGAUGAGGAUGAUCUAUUUAAGCUGCCAGAAUUGCCGGCUUUGGCCGCUGGGCAGGAUAACCCAGAUGAAAGCGGCCAGGAUUUGGACUACACCAGUGCCAGUGCCACUUCGGAUAGCUCAUUUGAUGAGUCCACCGCUCGACAUGCGUACAAUUCGAGUCUGCAGGCCAUCGAUGUCAAGAGUCAGAACUUUAAGAACCUUCCCGCCGACGUUCGUCACGAGAAACUCACCGACAUCAAGGAGACGCGCAAACAGUCUUCGUGGGGGCGCCUGCAUGAGUUACCCGCCCGCAGCGAUGACUUCUGCUCCUUCCAGAUGAAGCGUCUGCUGAAGCGACGCGCCGUCCAGGAGAGCCUGGAGCAGGCGGAACAGGAAAUGGGCGGACACACGCUUACCUAUUCCGAGCUGUGUGACUUUUUCAGCGAGGAGGGUAUUGUAACGCCCACGGCCAUAGAGCAGAGCACGCGGCAAAUCAUGCAAAUAUGCUCGGAUGAGCAUACGCGAUUCCUGCUGGUCAGGGAUCUCAAGAAGAAGGCAUUGGAGAGCACCAAAACCGAGAUGAAAAUGGAGACAAUUGAGGAGCUGCCAGAGACAAAGCCGCCAGUUGAUGAGGAGAAGCCAUCUACAUCCAGCAAGGCGGAGACUGUUGAAAUGGGCACUGAAUACGAUGCGGACUUGGCGCAGGCCUUGGCCCUCUCACUGGAAGAGAGCACCACAAAAGUGUAUGACGAGAAGGACUACGACUAUGACUCGGAUCAGGAGUUGCGGCUCAAUCGCGCUCAAAGCAAACAGUUGCGACACGCAGCCAAGGGUCCGGCCAGGGCAUACAUGAUUGAAUAUGGCGGCAUGAACGAUGAGGAGGUGGGCAACAUAAUGGAGUCCACUCAAUUGAAUGAUACGCAAAGCCUCGAACACUUACUAGGCACAACUGUAGUCCCCGUCGAUAUAGCAAACGAUUCAGUGGAGGAGGCCAAGCAACUCUCAAAGGCCAUUGAAGAGAGCAAGAAGACUCUCCUAGAGGAUAAGGUACAGAUAAUAGACACGGAUACGGACUCUGAUUUGGAGGAAGUUGUGGAAACCAAGGCAUCGGCUGGUCUAGAAAUUCGUUUGGACAUCACUAAUAAUCUAAAACCCACCAACGAUCUAUUUGCGGAUAUAUUCGAAGAGGACUCUGGCAAGGAAAAAGCGGCAGAUGAAAGCGAAGAUGAUGAAGAUUUCAUAGAAGUACCAGAGAGUGAGGAAUUGAAGAUCAUUGAAGAUUCACAGGAGAAACCAAUCACAGAUGAAACUAGUCCAGGAACUGAAAUAAUCGAAGUAAAAGAAAGCCAAGAAGAAAUGAAAUGGCUCAAUCUGCUCGAUGUCGUCGCUCAUUUCGAUCUUGUUGAUGCCGGCAAAGAGGUUGUCAUCCAGUUCCUCUUUGUUUUGGGUGAUGGAUAUCGUUCGGGGCUUUAAACACUCAAUGGGGGGUGGGAAGGGAGCUGGAGCAAGAGCAGAAGGAGCUGGAAGAGCAGCAGCAGAAGGUGA
Messenger RNA from Drosophila persimilis, 1862 nucleotides. Its product is annotated as DNA repair protein complementing XP-G cells homolog. NCBI's taxonomy places the organism in Eukaryota, Metazoa, Arthropoda, Insecta, Diptera, Drosophilidae. The record is from RefSeq and is a predicted model, not a curated record. Gene Ontology annotation, biological process: nucleotide-excision repair. The transcript has 2 exons. Bases 54 to 1790 code for a protein of 578 amino acids. Gene Ontology annotation, molecular function: DNA endonuclease activity; single-stranded DNA binding. Gene Ontology annotation, cellular component: nucleus.